CAGUAUCAAUUCGCACGCGUGCGACAGCAGACAACGCUUCAACAUGGCUGAGGAAACGUCGCCCGCUCCGCUGUACUUUGCAGUCGGCCCCAAUGCACGUGAGAUCACCUGCCCCUACUGCAAGACCCUGGCCAAGACGCGCAUCCAACGCAACUGGCUGCGCUGCUGCACCAAGCGUCAUCAUUGCGGCGCCUGUGGCGAGUAUCUGGGUGUCUAUAGACGCCCCCAACUCUGAGUAUUGAGCUGCCAAAAACAAACCAAAGUGUCAAACAAUAAAGAGCUGCUACUGAUGACUACCAACUGUGUGUUUGUGUUUUUAA
Messenger RNA from Drosophila sulfurigaster albostrigata, 320 nucleotides. RefSeq lists its product as uncharacterized. The transcript has a single exon. Lineage: Eukaryota; Metazoa; Arthropoda; Insecta; Diptera; Drosophilidae. The record is from RefSeq and is a predicted model, not a curated record. The coding region runs from base 44 to 235 and encodes 63 amino acids.